GAGUGACGAAUGUGGAUGAGUAUGUGCAGCGCCUCAAGCUUCUUAAGGAACUCUGGCCAACGGAGCACCUCCACCUGCUGGGAUCGUGGGGUCGCACGCAGACGGAGGAGAAGUACCACUUCUUCGAGCAGGCGAUUUUCCAGGUCGUCCAACGAAGCGACGAAACCAGUGAAAGCUGUGUGGCCAGGCAUGACGCCUACUUUAAGGAACUGGUUGCCCGCAGCGUCACUCUGGAGGAGGUUCGAGCCUACAUUCUCCUUCGCCAUUCCCAAUUGGCAGCCGAAGAUAAGAAGAAGGUCGUCGUGGACUGCUAA
Molecule: messenger RNA, 314 nt
Organism: Symbiodinium pilosum
Lineage: Eukaryota; Dinophyceae; Suessiales; Symbiodiniaceae
Source: the annotation of a GenBank genome assembly